This is a messenger RNA of Daphnia pulex (common water flea), 1178 nucleotides long. RefSeq lists its product as uncharacterized. NCBI's taxonomy places the organism in Eukaryota, Metazoa, Arthropoda, Branchiopoda, Diplostraca, Daphniidae. The transcript is spliced from 6 exons. Gene Ontology annotation, molecular function: glutamate-gated receptor activity. Gene Ontology annotation, cellular component: membrane. The record is from RefSeq and is a predicted model, not a curated record. Bases 237 to 1178 code for a protein of 313 amino acids.
UUGCAGACUCACCGGGAAUAUAAGUUGAGUUCCAACAGGCUUCUUACCGACAGCUGAAUAACCUUGACUAUUUAUUCAUCUACAGUCGACGUAGUUGUGAUGCGUGACGUGAAUUGCGUGUUGAGCAAUCGACGAAAUGACCCGUGAUGGAUACAAAAUGACAUAUAAACCAAAGAAAUAACGAACGAGUUUACCAAGUGCAUUGGAACCUUCCGACCGAAGAGGAUCGCAAAGAAAUGGUCGUAACCAUCAGAAUAAAAUUUGGGCUUCUGCUAUGUUUGGUGCUUGCAAUAGCAAUCACGAACGCAGGUAUUAGCGGCAGCAAAGGAAAAGCGGUCCAUCAUAUCCCGCACAAGCUCCAAGGCAAUAUACGAGGAAGGGAUCUACGAGUCGUCACAGGACAUUUUCCACCUUACAUUUCCAUUUUGCGGAACUCUUCUGGCCACAUCACUGACUACUCCGACCACAUGUACCAACAUUUGCAGUACCUGUCUCAGAAGUUGGAGUUCACUUACACAAUAUUCCCUGCGGCUGGAAACAGCAUCCAUGACGGAGUCAAGUCUAUAGAUAUUUGGAGUGCCGUCAUUGAAACAAUCACCAACCUCGAAGCUGAUAUUGGCUUAGUGCCGGCUACCGUUUCACUGGAGCGGUACGAAUCCAUUGAAUUCUGCGGAUUUUUGGGUGGUGACAAUACCGGGAUUCUUGUCAAAUAUCCUGCCGCUAAUAUUUCAUUUACCAGCGCUUUCGACGUGUUUUCAAUCGAGGUAUGGAUGUGGGGCAUAAUUUCAGGAAUAGCAAUUGUUACCAUUUGUCGCAUUUUUUCUUACGUAACCAAACGCUUGCGUAUUAACGUUGAUGAAAAUAAGCCCGAGAUAAGAGCUGGGACUAUAUUGAUGUAUUUUUUUGGAAACACGUUUUCUCAGGGGAAUUAUUUUCCGUGCCAACAACCAUCGCAGAAACUUCUCGUUGCGACCUGGUGUUUCGUUACUUUCGUCUUCGUCAACACUUACAACUCGACUCUGACGUCUUACAUGUCGGUGACUUAUCAAAGACCCGAAGUCAAUUCCUUUCGUGAUUUGGCUCUUGCCACAAAGUACAAGGCCACUGUUUUAACCGGAUCCAUUCAAGAUAUAGAUUUGCGGGUUAUCAUGAAGGUAUAUGUCUGUCAGUAUAUAUAA